UAUGGAAAGACCUUUAAAUUUCCACGUGACCUGACACAUUCCUUUAAUUUUAAUCAUGGCGUCGUUUAAAAAAACAAAUGUUAAAGUUUUUGCUAAAAUUGCACCAGAUCUUACACCAGAUAGCAUUUAUUGGAAAAAAUUUUCACCGCCAGUAUUAGUCAAAGAAUUCGGUGCGAUAGAUUACGUGGAUUUUUCACGAGCUGAGCCACAAAAUUUUGCUGUUACUUGUUCAGUAAGAGUCCAAGUUUACAAUACAGUAACAAAACUUGUUACUAAAAAUUUGACAAAAUUUAAAGAGUUCGCUUACGGAGGGUCAUUUCGUGCUGAUGGAAAACUUAUUUGUGCUGGCGGACAAGAAUCUGUCGUACGUCUUUUUGACGUGUCGACUAAAAGUUUAUUGCGUUUAUUUACUGGUCACCAAGCUCCGGUACACAGGACAUUUUUCACAGUCGAUGGACGUCACAUAACGUCAUUUUCUGAUGAUAAAAGUGCUGCGGUAUGGGACAUACCUGGAGAAACACAAUUGAUGAAAUUUGAAGAGCAUACUGAUUAUGUUAGAGCGGGAACAGUGAGUCCUAUUUCACCAGAUAUAUUUUUAUCUGGUAGUUAUGAUAAAACUGUUAAAAUGUAUGAUACUAGAACAAACAAAAGUGUAUUUACUGUUAAUCACGGUGCACCAGUUGAGAGUAUUAUAUUUUUACCAUCUGGAGGAAUAUUUAUUUCAGCAGGUGGGACAGAAAUGAAAGUAUGGGAUGCGCUAGCUGGUGGUAAAUUAUUAGCAAGAGUAUCUCAACAUCAUAAAACUAUAACUUGUCUUGCAAUGGCGUCAAAUGGUCACAAAAUACUAUCAGGAUCUUUAGAUAGACAUGUUAAUAUUUAUGACGUAGGUACUUAUAAAGCCAUUCAUACAUUUGAUUAUCCGAAUUCAGUCCUAAGUCUUGGAAUCAGUGCUAAUGAUGAAACAAUAGUGGCUGGAAUGGUUGACGGUUUAAUAUCAAUAAGAAGAAGAGAACAUGACGAUAAAAUAGAAGAUGAAAAACGUACAAAAAUAUCUCACAGAAGACGCGGAUUAAAUUUACACUCGUCAUCAAUUGAUGUCGUUGUUCCUCAUGAAAAUAAAGAAAUGAUGAGCAAACAUGAUACUUUUCUCAGAAAGUUUCAGUAUUCAAAAGCACUGGACUGUGUUAUGGUGAAUUUUGUUGUUAAUAAAAAUCCACAUGUCACAGUAGCUCUUCUUCAGGAGCUUACACGUCGUCAAGGUCUACCACAAGCUCUGGCAGCGAGAGAUGGAAAGUCUCUAGUUAAUAUUUUAAAAUUUAUUAUCAGGCACAUCGGAAGCCCAAGAUUUUCACGUGUGUUACUUCAUGUUACACAUAUUUUAAUGGAUUUAUAUGAAGAUACUAUUGAUGAACUUAGUCCAGAAUCAAGAACAAUGUUCGCGCUGUUACAUCAAAAGCUUAAUGAAGAAGAAGACUUGAUAACAUCAAUGACAGAAUUACAAGGCGCUCUAUAUAUGAUACUUUCAGGCGCUGAAUCAACGCAAUCGACGUCUAUCAAAGAGCCUCAGAUUUUGGAGCCCUCUAGCGCAGCUCAGAAAAAUUUGAUACACAAUAUAUCCUGAUAAUUACUUAAUAAAUAAUUUUUUGUAAAUAAAUAUUUA
Microplitis mediator is the source of this 1660-nucleotide messenger RNA. RefSeq names its product U3 small nucleolar RNA-associated protein 15 homolog. Gene Ontology annotation, cellular component: nucleolus. Lineage: Eukaryota; Metazoa; Arthropoda; Insecta; Hymenoptera; Braconidae. Gene Ontology annotation, molecular function: protein binding. Gene Ontology annotation, biological process: positive regulation of transcription by RNA polymerase I; rRNA processing. The record is from RefSeq and is a predicted model, not a curated record. The coding region runs from base 56 to 1621 and encodes 521 amino acids. The transcript is spliced from 5 exons.